CUAAUCGCAGCGGGCGCCACACACCUCAGGAAGGUAGCAAUUUUCCAUCAUUACCGUUAAAUCCUGCUCAAAAGAACCGGAUUCGAGAGGCCUAAUUACAAGGUGUUAAUAAUAACAAUGUAAUGACAGUCAUUUUAAAGCCUGCCCAAAACCAUAAUCCAUCUCCCAACUGACUCUCCCAUUUAAGUGUGUGGUUUCGGUAAAGUGUUAUUUGAAAUUUGAAAGCACCGUGAUUCUUAUUGAUUACCAUUGUGAUUACUCUCACAAUGGCCUGUCAGGUCCUGCAUGUUAGGGCUUGAAUUAGGAGCUUCGUCAGCUUUUGUUAGGUGGAAAUACGGCUCUUCAGAUGUCACACUGAUGCUUUUCAUCCCGGUGCGGCGGAUCCUCGGAGAGACAGCCAGGACAAUCCGCCGGCCUAAUUGCAGGAUGAAGUAGACGGGGGAUUGAUUUACUUAUGUUAGUAGGGUUUCCUUUACAAAAUACCAGGCCUCAGUCUCAUGCAAAAUCCAUAUGCAUUUAUUCAGGGCAUCAAGCAGGACUAUUUCUCGUGCGUUCGAUGUCAGCUAAGCGUUUGCAGAGUGAAUAUAAUGCGGCAUGGCGCUGUUAGUAAUUAUGAUUAAAGCUGUGUGAGCUUUUGUGAACAGGGAAACAGUCUUCUCUCUGCAUAAUUACUGCUAAAUGAGGCUGAUGUGCAGCGGACCUGCUGUCUAGUAGGGGCGUGGCACCACAGAGACCCAAGCACGUCGUCCAAUCACAAGCCUUCCCCCGACCCCGGGGUCUGACUGAACUUCCCGAGAGCCUCCCAAAGUUUUUUUUUUCCAGCACAACUUUGAAACAACUUAACUCCGAAUUUCUCAUCGUGUGGACGCUGCAUGUUUGCACUCCGUGACAAAAAGGCUAUGCGAUUUCUGGAUCGGAAUUAGAAAUCCAUCACGGGCCUGAAAGAGGAAGAAGAAAGAAAGCAUGCAUUCCCCUGGAGACUGUAGAGACGAGUUUUCAACAGACGAGGAUGCAGAAGCGCCGCGGCCGGAGAAGCGCGCGGCGCAGGUGUCCUGCCUGUCCUUUAGCGUGGACGCGCUCAUGUCGGACAGGAGGCCGCUGAAUGCGACGGACACACCAGAAGGGAAAUCCUCUUUGCACGAUGAACGGCCGCACAGGCCGGAUGUGCUUUCCCAACAGUUAGUAUCUGUCAAGUCAGAGCCUUUGGAACGAGGGGACCGUGCUUCCUGGAUGUCAACACCGCCCCGGCAGCUCAGUCCCGCAGCGUGCUCCUUGAGGAAGCACAAAACCAACCGCAAGCCUCGCACCCCCUUCACCAGCACGCAGCUCCUGGCCCUGGAGAGAAAGUUUCGUCAGAAGCAGUACCUGUCCAUCUCCGAGCGGGCCGAGUUCUCCUCCUCCCUCUCGCUGUCCGAGACCCAGGUCAAGAUCUGGUUUCAGAACCGGCGAGCUAAAGCCAAGAGGCUUCAGGAGGCCGAGGUGGAAAAAGUCAAAAUAGCCACUGGCGUUGGGCCCAAAGCUGUAUUCCACCCGGGCUUCCCGUCCUUAGGUUUUCCCCUUAGUGUUAACCUGCGGGCUGGAUCAGCAGCAUUUUACGGACUGGGCUGCUCAUAUGGCCGCAGCCCAAUUUUCCCUGCUGCACAUCUGGCCCUGUACGCCUCACAGGUCGGCCACAGCCUGUUUCACCUCUCCUGAGAGGAAACAGCGUUGUACAGACAACGCAACAUGGAUGUGUGUUGAAAAAGAGGACAAGAGUGUAUCGUGAAGUCAUGCACCUUUAUAAAAGACUUGAUUAAGGGCCUGAAGUGGAGCUGAAGCUUGGUGAUGUUCACUGGUCUUGAGUUACAAGGAGAAUUGACAAGUGUCCUUUUACAAGGAUACAGCAUCAAGAUCCGUCUUUGCUGAUUCAGCAGGUUUUAUUGAUAAUUAAUUGAAUAUUGAUACCAGAUUGUAUUUAUUGUAGCCUUUUUGAUAUUUCUCCCUGGAUUAAUCCAGCAUUGGCAAUCAAAUUUUCACUUGUCAGCCUUGAAUAUGCAGGGGUAUAGUAUGUAAUACUGCUCUCAGAUUAAUAAGAAGUGACAAAUGGAGAAUGACAUUGUGGCCUGGCGAUGUGCAGGCUUGCUUUAACCCUUGUGGUGUC
Molecule: messenger RNA, 2140 nt
Organism: Etheostoma cragini (Arkansas darter)
Lineage: Eukaryota; Metazoa; Chordata; Actinopteri; Perciformes; Percidae
Product: homeobox protein MSX-2-like
Exons: 2
Coding region: 964-1695 (243 amino acids)
Biological process (GO): embryonic morphogenesis; regulation of transcription by RNA polymerase II
Cellular component (GO): nucleus
Molecular function (GO): RNA polymerase II transcription regulatory region sequence-specific DNA binding; DNA-binding transcription factor activity, RNA polymerase II-specific
Source: RefSeq, a predicted model, not a curated record